AUGUAUAAAUAUGAAAAGCUUUAUUUUUUUAUGUGUUGGAAAAAAUGUAGAUUUAAUAAUUUGACAAAAGUAUUUUUACAUUCGUCAAACGAUUAUUAUAACAACUUGAAUGUUAUAAAAAAAGAAAAAGGUAUUUUUGAAAAGUUAUUAUGUAUUGGAAAUUAUAAUGUAGAUAAUUUUUGUUUUGAUAAAGAAUUAUAUGAAAAAUAUAGAGAAUGUAUAAAAAAUGAUUAUGAGAAAAUACGAAUAAAAUUAAAAGAAAGAAAACAGAACGAAUACAAUAAUAUACAUAGUAAAAAUUUAGAACACAAUGAAUCUAAUAUUUGUAAUAAUAAUAAUAAUAAUAAUAUAAAUGUAUAUGAAUCUUAUCUAUAUAAUAUUAUACAAAAUAAUGAUUAUAAAGAUAUACUUAUUAGUGAUGUGAUAUAUGAAAACGGGAAAAAUAUAUUAUGUAUAGGAGAAGCAAAUUUAUCGUUUAGUUUAUUAUUACAAAAAAAUUUGAACUUAUGUAAAGUUGUUUCAACAUCUAGAGAAGAUGAAUCAGUGUUAAUAAAAAAAUUUGGGAAAAAAUAUUUUUCAAAAAAUUUAAAAUUAUUAGAAAGUUCGGGUGGUAUAUAUAUACCUAAUAUGAAUGUAGAAAAUUUAUCAAAUCAGUUUUUAAAAAAUACGUUUGAUAUUAUUAUAUUUAACUUCCCGUUUGUAUUACCUACAAAAGAAUGUAUUGAAAAAAAAUGGAAUAUUAAAUUAGAAAGAGAAGAAAUAUAUAGUGAUAAUUUAAAAAAUGAAACAAAUAGUAAUAAUAAUAGUAAUAGUAAUAAUAAUAACAAAAGUAAUAAUAACAAUGGUAAUAAUAACAGUAGUAAUAAUGUUUAUAUAAAAUAUUAUAAAAAAACAGAAUACUUUUUAUUAAACAAAUUGAUUUAUCAUUUAUUUAAAUGUGCAUCCCAUUUAUUAAAAAAUGAAGGAUUUUUACAUAUAAGAUUAAAUGAUAAAUAUUUAACAUGCUCCUUUCCAAAAAAUAUGUCCUUAUCAUUUUUACAAAAAAUUGAUUUUUCAAAUUCUUAUAUUAUCUAUAAAUCGUUGAAAUAUGUACCAUCUCUUUUUGAUUGCACAUUCUUAAAUUAUGAAGAUAAAAAAAAAGAAAAGACCAAAAAUAAUGUUAUCUUUACAUCUAGUGGAAAAAAAAUAUUCAAAAGUUUUAAAAUGAAGCACACAUCAACGUUAAUUUUUCAAAAAAUUUAA
Messenger RNA from Plasmodium falciparum 3D7, 1242 nucleotides. Its product is annotated as putative 25S rRNA (uridine-N(3))-methyltransferase. NCBI's taxonomy places the organism in Eukaryota, Apicomplexa, Aconoidasida, Haemosporida, Plasmodiidae. Gene Ontology annotation, biological process: rRNA base methylation. Gene Ontology annotation, molecular function: rRNA (uridine-N3-)-methyltransferase activity. The record is from RefSeq and is a predicted model, not a curated record.